This is a messenger RNA of Morone saxatilis (striped sea-bass), 6070 nucleotides long. Its product is annotated as phosphofurin acidic cluster sorting protein 1-like. The coding region runs from base 422 to 3139 and encodes 905 amino acids. The record is from RefSeq and is a predicted model, not a curated record. Gene Ontology annotation, molecular function: transmembrane transporter binding. The transcript has 24 exons. Gene Ontology annotation, biological process: protein localization to plasma membrane. Lineage: Eukaryota; Metazoa; Chordata; Actinopteri; Moronidae.
GCUUUCUGCUCAUUGUGCGACUUCGGCGAGAGAAAUUUCCGCUUCCUGCACCGACAAACACCAACCAACACGCAGCGAGCAGACACGAAGUUGAGGCGCAGGCGGAGGGGGGUGGAUAGCGAGAGGGCACACAAGGCGGACGCGGGGGAUUCACCGCCUGUCUUCGGGUACAAAACCCCCGGCGACUGCAAUGUGUUCACUGCCAGGCGGCGAAUAGCACGAAACCGACCAACUUUCCGUUUUGCAUUGUACGCGGGAGCGUUUUUACGCAUUUGCACCACCAGGAGCCUGACAAAAUAAGCUUAAGGAAGGAGGAGGAGGCACCCAACAACAAAAAAACACACAGACACACGGAGAAGCCAGGCUACUACGGGUAUUCCUCCUAUCAACUCCGCCUGAAAGCCCGUUUUCAGCCUCCAGGAUGUCGGAGCGAGGAGGGCUCCCGCGGACUGGGGGCGUCCCUUCGCCGCACAUGCAGCCCUCCAAGCCGGUCAGCAUCACCUCCAACCGGCCGGUCCACAUGAACCUGUACGCUACCUGGGAGGUGGACCGCUCCUCACCCAGCUGUGUGCCGAGGCUGUUCAACCUGACUCUGAAGAAGCUGAUCAUGCUGAAGGAGCUGGACAAAGACCUCACCUCUGUGGUCAUUGCUGUCAAACUACAGGGCUCUAAGCGGAUCCUGCGCUCCAACGAGAUCCUGCUGUCCUCAGCGGGGCUGACGGAGACCGACCUACAGCUCACCUUCUCCCUGCAGUACCCACACUUCCUGAAGAGGGAUGCCAACAAGCUUCAGAUCAUGCUGCAGCGACGGAAGCGAUACAAGAACCGGACCAUCCUGGGCUACAAGACCCUGGCCUUGGGACUCAUCAACAUGGCCGAGGUGAUGCAGCACCCCAGCGAGGGGGCCCAGGUCCUGGGGCUCCACAGCCAGCUGAAGGACGCCUCGGUGCCCGUCGCUGAGAUCCGAGUCUACUCGCUGUCCAGCCAGCCCAUCGACCACGAGGGACCCAAAGCAAAGAUGUCUGAUCGCUCUCCAGACAUUGACAACUACUCUGAAGAGGAGGAAGAGAGCUACUCAUCAGAACAGGAAGGCAGCGACGACCCCAUUCAUGGACAGUAUCUAUACGACGAAGAAGAGGAGGUGAGGAAGAAGAAGCCGAGGCGUAAGCUCCCCUCCAAUGCCGCCAUCACCAGACAACCCAACAUCAAGCAGAAGUUCGUCGCCUUGCUGAAAAGGUUUAAAGUCACCGAUGAGGUUGGUUUCGGCCUGGAGCAUGUGUCGAGGGAGCAGAUUCAGGAGGUGGAGGAAGACCUUGACGAGCUGUACGACAGUCUGGAAAUGUACAACCCCAGCGACAGCGGGCCUGAGAUGGAGGAGACCGACAGCAUCCUCAGCACACCCAAACCUAAGCUACGGCCUUUCUUUGAGGGAAUGUCCCAGUCCAGCUCCCAGACGGAGAUCGGCAGUCUGAACAGCAAAGGCAGUUUGGGUCGAGACAUUUUCAGUCCGCAGGGGGAGCAGCCUUCUCUAGAGAAGAUGAAACCCUCCCGCAGCCGCAACCUGGAGGAGGCGUUGUCUGAGACCGACACACUGGAGCUAACAGAUCAGGAGCUGUUUGCUGAGGUGGGCCCCUGCAUCAUGGUGUCAGUGGCAGAGAAACCCCGUACACCCCUGAAGAGCAGCAAAAGUGAAACCCAGGCCAUGCCAUCACCAAGGUUGGACGGAGGCCACACACCCCGACAGAAGCGUGUAAGCACUCCAAUGAAGGAGAGACAGCUGUCCAAACCUCUGAGUGAACGGACCAACAGCUCGGACUCGGAGAGAUCCCCGGAGCUGGGACACAGCACACCACUCCUGAGGAAGGUAGUGUACGACCAACUGAACCAGAUUUUGCUGUCCGACUCUGCGCUCCCAGAGAGCCUCAUCUUGGUCAACGGCACUGACUGGCAGGGGCAGUAUGUUGCAGAGCAGCUCCAGGUACAGAGACACCCGGUGGUCUGCACGUGUUCAGCGGCCGAAAUCCAGGCCGUGCUGUCCGCCGUGCUCACUCGCAUCCAGAAAUUCUGUAACUGUAACUCGUCCAUGCCCAGAGCGGUGAAGGUGGCGGCGGUGGGCGGCCAGAGUUACCUGGGAGCCAUCCUGCAGUUCUUUGUCACUCAGCUCGCCAACAAAACAUCCGACUGGCUUAACCACAUGCGCUUCCUGGUUGUGCCUCUGGGCUCCCAUCCGGUUGCCAAGCACCUCGGCGCCCUUGACAACCGCUACAGCUCCUCCUUCCUGGACGGGGCUUGGAGAGACGUGUUCAGCCGCUCUGAGCCACCACAGACAGAUCAGUUGGAUGUAGCGGCAAGAAUCGCCCAGUACAUUAGCGGGGCCACAGUCACACACCAGCUGCCCAUCGCUGAGGCCAUGCUCACCUGCAAACACAGGACGCGAGAUGAAGACUCCUACCAGAAGUUCAUUCCUUUUAUAGGGGUAGUAAAGGUUGGUCUUAUCGAGUCCGGACCUUCUCCCACAGGAGAUACAGAAGAAGGCGUGGCGGUGAGCUUGGCUGUUCCCUCCACGUCUCCCCCCUCCCAUGGCUCACCCACGGGGAUGAUUAAAGAGGCAGCCACGCCCCCCUCCUCCCCCUCCAUGGGCAGCGUCCUGACUGCACAAGGAAGUCCCAGUAUGUCUCACGGCGUGGACGCCAUCGGCCUGCAGGUGGAUUACUGGCUGGCCUCCCUGGCUGAGAAGCGGCGGGACGGUGACCGGCGCGACACGGGUUGCAAGAACACACUAAAGAGCGCCUUCCGCUCGCUGCAGGUCAGCAGGCUACCAGGCGAGGGCAGCAGCGACCCACAGGCCCAGGUCAGCACCAUGGCCAUGACCGUGGUCACCAAGGAGAAGAACAAGAAAGUUCCAACCAUCUUCCUGGGAAAGAAGCCAAAGGAGAAGGAUGUAGAUUCAAAGAGCCAGGUCAUUGAAGGCAUCAGCCGACUCAUCUGCUCCGCCAAGCAGCAACAGACCAUCCUGAAAGUGUCCAUAGACGGUGUGGAGUGGAACGACGUUAAGUUCUUCCAGCUGGCCGCCCAGUGGCCCACUCAUGUCAAAUACCUACCUGUCGGACUUUUCGGCUACAGCAAGCCUCCCUCCUAGGGGUGAGCACCCGCCGACUCCUCUGACCCUCACUUGACCUUCGACUUUCCUCCAUCCUGUCACACCUUUGGGCAAAGACCCCGGCCCUCAGUACCUGCAGAGCGGAGAGAAGACGUCGAACGGCUGGACUAUUUUUCUUUCUUUAGUUUCUUUUUGGCUACAGUUGUCUUGUUUCUGUUUUGGGACGGAGAGAAGGAAAGGAGGUGUUGGGGUGCAGCGCUGUUACUAGUCACUUUAAUGCCCCUUUUUGUGAGUGUUUGACGAGUGUGCAUGCACACGUGAAUGUACAGUGUGUGUGUGUGUGUUUACAAGGGGCUUACAGCACAAGUUUAUUAGCUUACUGCCAUUUACGUUUCCGUUCUAUGGAAUGCAAUAGCAUGCAACAACUCACCAGUUUCAAGCCCUUAAAGUCCGACCCUCAACUUUUGACCCCCUCCGAGGUCCCACUCACUUCAAAACCUGGUCCACACAUGCAUGCUCCGAACUAACAGAUAACACCACUCAUGUGCCGGGAACAGUAACUCAAAACAAAAAUAGGAUAAUAAUAAAAAUGCAACAGGGCUUCAGGGUUUGCAUGAGCCAGUGAAAACACAAAGAAAAGUCUCACAAAUUGCAGUCAAAUAAAAGGCUUGCAUGUGAUGAAUUUCUCUUUUACAUGUUCUCCGAUGCCCUUCAAAACAGUCCCAUUCUUUCUUUCUUUUUCAUUUCAAGGGCUUCCAUAUAAUUAAAAAAAAAAAAUCUGUACCAAAAUAAGUCAUUUGGAUGUUGAAUUGCAAGCGUUUCCUGUCAAAAAAAAAAGAAUAUCUAUAAAAGGGAAGUGUCUUUUUUUUUAAAUUGUGCUCUAGUUAAAAAUAGUAAAACCUUCCCUUUAAACCAGUUUUGUGAUGCAUAGUGUAAGUUUUUGUGAAGAGUUGCAGGGCAGGGGCUACUGUAAUGUGCAAUUUUCAUUAUCUUCUUUUUUGCUAUGCACUUAUGAAUACACAUCUGGGUGUUUGCCGCCUACAGCUGGUGAAAAAUAGAUGAAGCCUCUCAACAGCAGAGCCAACAGGAAACUGAAACAACAAAAUGCUUUUUUAAACAGUCCAAAUCUUAUCCAUACUGCGAAAAAUCACUUACAAUAAAGCACAAUGUCGUCUGCCAGUUGUCCCCCGAAUUUCUUUAUUGGCAACAGACUGGCAGCUUUCUAUUUAGUGAAAACAGCGGACCUGGUCGAAAAUCAAUUUUUUUAAGCAUUUCUCCUUAAUAACAUCAUUUUAUCAAGUAUAAAAAAAAUGACAUAUUUGCAUUGGUUUCAGUUAUUGUGGCACAGGUCUGCUACACGCUUUCUCUAGGAUGUCGUGAGGUGAAUAGUGAGUGUACAGUAACUGGUAACACGUGUGUGUGUGUGUGGUGAAAUAAAUGUAAUGUGGUCAGAAACCUAAAAAAAAAAUCACUAAAUAGGAGGAAUACUUUUUCUACCAUGUGACAGAGAGGGCAUGCAAUUGGGGUGUGUGUGUGUGUGUGUGUGUGUGUUGGCACUGUGUGUUGAUGAUGUCAUUAUCAAUAUCAUUGGUUAUCAGAUUAAGGCUGCAAAAGCUGCAGUAGUCGUCUUGUUUACGUUGUAGCCUGGCACAAGGCGAAUGCAAAUUUCUUUUUUUUCCCACCACUAAACAACUUCGAAAACUAAACAAAAUCUUAAAUUAAAUUCACUUUUAUUGAAUUUAGGAAUUACAGGAAUGUAUCUACAAAAGUGGUUUAUGAUAAUAAUUGUUCUAAGGAGCAAUUUUCUUUUAAAUGCAAAGUGUAGCUCUGCCUUGUGUCACCUACAUCGUAACACUCUCCAUCUCCAGUGAAGUAUUAGCGAAAUAGUUUUUUAUAAUAGUGUUAACGCCAACGUCUUGAUUUAAAUGCUGUUUUUGUUCGUUUUGAAAAGUAGAUUAGAGAGUUUUAUUACAGUGUUACGGUUGUGAUGUCGGCAGCACGUCUCAAACUCGGCUCAUUAUUCUGUUGGACGCCACCUGUGACACGAGGUUUCACACUGAAGGGUUUCAGAGCUCGCUUUGUUUGUUCGCUCUCUGUUUAACAGCUCAUCUGCCACGGCUGAACCACCACUCAGUUUGUGCGAUUUUAAAGUCCUCUCAAAUAUUUGAAUGUAUUGAAUUUAGUUUACAUGUCUUUGUGAACGACUUGAGGCACAAGUUAGAGUUGUGUGUCACUAUAAUAAAAUCAUUUGGUGUUAUUUGGACUAAAAGAGUUCAGUGCAGUGAUACGAGCGAGUUUGGAUACUUUUCUUCAACUUUUAUGUGUGUAAACAACAAGAAGACAAACGGCCAGCGGGCCUCUCGGAACCUGUAAGUCUUUCUUCACUUGUGUUGCUGACAACCAUUAAGGGCUUGACAGACAGACGGACUGACUGAUGGGUUUGAAUCAGUCCUGAAUAUAAGUGAACAUUUAUGUACUGUAGUUUGACAUUGAGGUUGCUUAAUCAUUUCAUUCCAAAAUUGAUCACAUUUUAAAAUACUGACACUUGCUGUUGUGGAAGUGGACUCAAUCUGAAGAUCUUUGCUAAGAAAAAAGUACAAUCACUUUAAAAUAACCCAUACUUAGGAAGGGUUUAUAAUUUGCCACUAAUGACUUCAUUAAUGUUAUAAUGUAAUAAAGGUUGUAAGGCCAAAUUUCAAUGAAGUAUCCCUUUUGUACAUUAUAUCCACUUAUAUAUUUUUUUAUAUUGACAGUUUGUCAAAUGAAUACAAAUCCACAGAGAAUCACCACAAAACACUUAAAUUAUAUCAAAGUACUCAAGAUUUGAUUCUCACUGGAACAAAUUGCUUGUGAUUUUUAAUGAAUUGAACAAAAAUAAAUUAACUUUCUACCGCAGUUUAAUUGCAAAAAAUAAUUCCUAAAACCUUGCAAUCUCUUAGAAAAGCUGUCGUGAAAUUAGGCUUUACGGCU